Lactuca virosa is the source of this 3292-nucleotide messenger RNA. NCBI's taxonomy places the organism in Eukaryota, Viridiplantae, Streptophyta, Magnoliopsida, Asterales, Asteraceae. The record is from the annotation of a GenBank genome assembly.
CGAUCGGAAUAACCGAGAGAAAAGAGUCAAGAUACUUAAAUCGACCCAAGUCGAAAGAAGAAAUUAAGGAAGAUAUCCUAUGGAAAUCAAAUUAUAAGGCUUGCAAAGUAAAAAUUAAUGCGUGUCUGCUAAAGUUUGGUGUUGCUGGGAAUUUGAGGUUUUAUUGGAAAGUUGAAUAUCUCGGUAUAAAGUUUAUUUAUUGAGGUGCUCAAACCAUAUACAUUCUUUCUCAACAAAUCAAAACAUCCAUGGCAUCUCCAUCAUCUUCUCCCUCUGUUCCAGCCUUUUCUUCUCAACCAUGGAAAUACCAUGUUUUUCUUAGCUUUAGAGGAGAAGAUACUCGCAAGACUUUUGUGGAUCAUCUCUACUCAGCUCUUGAACAACAAGGGAUCUACACUUACAAGGAUGACGAAACACUUCCCCGGGGUGAAUCGAUAGGUCCAUCCCUUGUGAAGGCUAUAGAAGAAUCACAGAUUGCUGUCAUCAUAUUCUCUGAAAACUAUGCAGAUUCAUCAUGGUGCUUAGAUGAACUUUUAUGUAUUAUGAAAUGCAAGGAUACUAAAGGUCAAGUCGUUAUGCCUAUAUUUUAUGACGUGGAUCCCUCUGAUGUGCGAAAACAAAAACGAAAAUAUGGAGAAGCAUUUUCAAAACAUGAGUUGGAGAACAAAAACAAAGUUAAAUCUUGGACACAAACAUUUGUGGAUAACCCUUGGGGAUGGCUCUUUGCACCACGAGAACAAAAACAGAAACACAGAGAAUCAUGUUCCAAACAGGAGUUGGAGAACAAGAGGAAAGUUGAAUCUUGGAGAAAAGCACUUGUGGAUGCAAGUAACAUUUCUGGAUGGGAACCCAAACACAUUGCUAAUGGGCAUGAAGCGAAGGUUAUCAACGAAAUUGUUGACACAAUUUCACAGAGGUUGCAGCUAGUAACUGCAAGUGCAAAUGAGAACCUGAUCGGACUAGCAAUUCGCAUGCAACAUUUUAAAUCAGAUUUACAAAUUGGGUCGGGAGGUGUGCGUAUGAUUGGAAUAUGGGGGGUUGGGGGUGGUGGUAAGACUACUCUUGCAUCUUCUAUUUAUGAUGAAAUUUCUAGCAAGUUUGAUGGUUGCUGUUUUGUAAAAAAUAUCCGGGAUGAAUCAAGCAAGAAUGGUUUGGAAAAACUGCAAGAAAUAAUCCUUUCUAGUGUAUUGAAGAAAAAACAAGCGAAUGUAAUAUGGAGAGUUGAGGAAGGAAGACAGGUGAUAAUGGAUAGGUUAUGCCAUAGAAAGGUCUUGAUUGUUCUUGAUGAUGUCGAUCAGCUUGACCAACUAAAAGCAUUAGCUGGAUCACAUAAUUGGUUCGGUGAAGGAAGCCGAAUAAUAAUCACAACCCGAGAUGUGCAUUUAUUAAAUGCACACAGAGUAAAUGUGAUGCACAAUAUUAGGUUAUUAAACAAUGAUGAGGCUAUUAAGCUCUUGCGCAAACAUGCAAGCCUGGACUAUAGACCCAUGGAAGCUAUUGAAGAUUAUGAGCAGCUUUCAAAAGAGGUGGUGUCUUAUGCUGGUGGGCUUCCAUUAGCACUUACAGUUCUUGGUUCUUUUCUGUGUGACAAAAACAUUAAUGAGUGGAGGAGUGCAUUAGCCAGACUGAAAGAGAUCCCAAAUGAUAAUAUCCUUGAAACGCUAAAAAUCAGCUUUGAUGGACUUACAAGGGCUGACAAACACUUGUUCCUAGACAUCGCAUGCUUUUUUAGGUCGGUGAAGAAAGAUACAGCAAUGGAGAUGCUCGAUGCUUGUGGUUUUCAUUCUGUUAUAGGAGUGAAGACUUUGGAGGAAGGAAGAUCUUCUAAAAAUAUGUGCUAUGGAUGCACAAUGGAACUUGACAAGGUUGAAGCAAUAAAAGUUGAGAGUGAUAGAUUGCUAGAAGGACAAGUUCUUCCUCCAAUUGCUGCUAACAUGAAGAACCUUCGGUAUUUGUUCUGGAUAGGUGAUCCUGCAAAUCUAUUGCUUAAUAACUUCCCACCAAGGGAGCUUUGUUGUCUAAUAUUGGUUGGUGGCUUGCAAAAACAACUUUGGGAGGGCUGUAAGUAUCUACCAGCUUUGAGAAUCAUAGAACUUUAUUGUUUGGACCACUUAAUCAUAACACCAGAUUUUGAUGGACUGCCAAAUCUUGAAAAAUUGACGCUUGAAAGCUGCAUGCAUUUAGAAGAGAUUAAUCCAUCAAUUGGGCGCUUGGAAAGCCUUGUUUUACUAUCUAUUGAACGUUGUGAAAGUUUUAAGAUAUUUCCACCCAUCACCCGGCUAAAGAAUCUCAAGACCCUUAUUUUCACACAGUGCUACAAACUUUUUAAACCCUCAGAGAUCCAACAACAAAACAUGGAAAAUUUACCACAUUUUCAUUUGGAUAAAGAAUUCUGUUUAGAGGAGCCUUGUUUACCUCACAACAACAUGAACCACCACAUAGGGUCUCUGCUUUUUCACAACCUGCAAGAAGUCGGCUUCUUAAGAAAGUUGGAUCUCAGCCAGUGCAAUUUGGAAGAUGAAGACAUAGGUUCUACUGUUUGGACCAAACUUUGUGGUGACAUAUUACUAGGCUCCAUGCUCCAGGGAAAUGCUAUUGAAGAUCACUUUAUCAGUGUCCAUCUUCCGCAUAAGAUUUCAAAGGGGUUUGUAAGUAGACUCUUUGGGUGUAACACAUGUGCAGUGCAUCUUCUACAUGAUAGGGGGAGCACAUUUACGCUGUGUCUUCCACAUGAUUGGUACAAUGAUUUUUGUGGGUUCUUAAUGUGUGUUGUUACCCGCUAUGGACUUAAGAAGAUUAAUAUAAUCAUCAAACCAGAGCGAGAUGAUCAAGAUCCUCCAUUUGAGGUCUCGCAGGAAUCUAACGGAGGAGCACUGGAGCAUGACACAUCAUUCAUAGGAUAUGUUUCCUUUAGUUCAUUAAAGCGAACUACUUUGCUGAAUCCAUCGUACAGUAUCCUUUCAUUUUCCACAACCACCAAGUAUUUGAGUUCAUUUGCAGCUAAGCUCAUUCCUGGGAAAAGUAAACUUGACUCCAUGGAAACAACAAAAAUCGCAAUAGAUUGCUCUGAAUUUUGGGAUGAGGAAGAAGAUCAUAGUCCGACAUUUACGAUUAAACAAGAUUCAGAGUCUUGUAUCAGUAUCUUAUGGCGACCUUAGGACAACAUCUAACAAACCCAUACUCAUAUCUCUCAUUAUUUUCCGGUUCGUAGUUCGUGUUCUGAAUGUUUUCUUUUGCAUUAUUAUUGUUAAAUGAUUAGUUGUAACACUUACCAUUAUCAAUCUCGCUAAAG